Messenger RNA from Morone saxatilis (striped sea-bass), 3978 nucleotides. Its product is annotated as neuronal tyrosine-phosphorylated phosphoinositide-3-kinase adapter 1. Lineage: Eukaryota; Metazoa; Chordata; Actinopteri; Moronidae. The transcript is spliced from 7 exons. Gene Ontology annotation, biological process: phosphatidylinositol 3-kinase/protein kinase B signal transduction; neuron projection morphogenesis. The coding region runs from base 47 to 3178 and encodes 1043 amino acids. The record is from RefSeq and is a predicted model, not a curated record.
GCUGCCUGUGACAUACGUCCCCUUCUCCCGAGUCCGCUUCUAUACCAUGAGCUCUGGCUCUGCCCAGGAUGUGGCAGUCGAGCAUUUCCUGCGUGACAUAGAGAGGCGAAGCAAGCGGCUACACUGCGCUGUGAUAGGCUGCGAGGAGGAGCGACCCCGCAGCGACAUGAACCUGCUGUAUCGUAAGAGCCGUUUGGACUGGAGGCAGAGGGACCAGGAGGGAAGUAAAAAGAGCUCCACCCAAAGCGACCCCUCAGCCACUGUUGGCAAAGUCAGAGACUUGGCUUCUUUUCGUCGGCACUUCCGGAUGGGUUUCAUGACCAUGCCGGCGUCCCAGGACCUGUCCCCUCACUCUUGUGCCUCCGCCAUGGCGCCACGCUCGCAGUCCUGCCAUGCUGUUGGUGCAGGGGAUACGAGCCUGGAGAACGGAGAUUAUUCUGACACCCAAUCCCAACAUGGCGGCCGCUGCCCUCCGGCCAAACCCAAACGUCACCCCAGCACUCGCCUCAGCUCCUCAUCCGCCGACAGCAGAGGACUUCCUGAGACGCCGCCUCCCCCGUCCUCUCACUCGCAGUCCAAACACUCAGAAAAGAAAAAUGCCAUGAAGAAGUCAGACUCUGGAGACAUCGGAGCAAAGAAGGUGCCUCCUUUAAAGCCCAAGAGAAGUCCCAGCACCCAGCUUUCCUUUGACCCCCUUCCUCCACGUGUGCCUCCUUCUGCCACAUCCUUGCCUUUCCAGGCAGCAGACUCUCAGAUUCAGACAGGAGACGGGGAGGAUGAGCCAGUCUAUAUAGAGAUGGUGGGCCAAGUGUUCACCAGAGACAGCCAGACGGCCACCCCCCACCCUGUCACCCCUGUGGCCACCACGCCUGACUCUGACUCAGACCAGAGUGAGGCCAUCUAUGAGGAGAUGAAAUACCCGCUGCAAGAAGACAGAGAGUCCCAGAGACACCUCCCUCCAAAAGAGAAACUGAGAAACUCUAAACACUUUCAUGUAACCCCUUCCUCCUCUAGCAGUUCUUCCUCUCUGCCACGCCCCUCCUCUUCCUCUCCGUCGUACUCCAAACCCAAAGCUACUGUGUCAAUCUCCCAUUCAUCUCCUCUGCCUUCCUCCACGUCCUCCACCCCUGUCCCACAGGUCCUCUCCGCCAGUCCGCACACCCCACGAGCUCCUACUCCCUAUCUGCUGCAAGGGAGUAAAUCUGAAACUGAGUCCAACACGAAGAUCCCCGCCCCUUUCCCCAAUCUUCUACAGCACCGGCCCCCACUGCUUGCCUUCCCCCAGCCAGCAGCAGCCUCCAGCGGGGUCGGGGUGCAAAACAAGGCCUCUGCUAAAAUGGGAACUCAAACAUCCAGCGUGACAACUCAAGCCAGCAACUCCUCCUCCACUUCUUCUAAUGUUCCGGUAUCUGUGUCAGGCUCCAAGGAAUCAUCAGGAGGAAGUGCAACCCAGCAGGACAAACACAGCAGAGAGGCCCAGUUGGGCCCCGCUCCUGGACUCAGAGCCAGGAGCCAUUCCACACCUCUGCCUCCCUCGUCCAAAUCCACCUCCCCUUUCUCUCAUCACCACCACCAUCCUCACCAUCGCCCAUCGCACUACCAUCACUAUCGCAAGCCAGACAGAGGUGACUCCCCUGUUCCGAACAAGAGCAGUUCUCAGACUUCCACAGUCCAGACCCAAACCUCUAGCACAGGCAGGGAAGGCAAGUCUGUUAGCUUCCUCUUGAAGUCCGAUAAAGGAGAGAGGGACAAGGAUCGGGACAGAGACAGAGACAAGGAUAGGGAAAAGGAUAGGGACAGGGACAGGGACAGGGACAGGGACCGAGAUAGAGAGAGGGAUAGGGAUAGGGGUAGAGACAGGGACAGGGAAAGGGAUAGAGACAGAGACAGAGACAGGGACAGGGACAGAGACAGGGAUCGGGAUAGGGAUCGGGAUAGGGAUGGAGGGCCGUACUCCUUACAGCUGGAUCACACUCAUUCCACUAACAGCCAAACGUCUCAAAGCAGCACCAGUUCAACCCCUACACCAUUAUCCUCAUCCCAGCGUCCUCAUUCUCGCCCCCAUCUUCGUUCUCACACUCCUCACGGCCUGCCAGCGUACAAGCCUCCUUCCUCGGACAGCCCCUUACUGUGGACUUACCCCUCCGGUGGUUUCCGGAGACCGCCGGCAUACGAGAGCCUUAGAGGAAGCUCUCAGACACCGUCUCUACAACAGCCCUCAAGUCUCACUGGUAUAGGUGAGGGGUCAUCCAGAAGUAACGGAGGGUCUGCGUCCCUCCAGUCAAAAGUUGGCUUCAUGCCCUGGGACAGCAGUGCCAGCUUAGCUGCAGAUGAGGGAUCUUACUGGCCUAUGCAGAGGAAAUUGUCCUUCAGCCAUGGAAGCAGAGAGACAGAGAAGGAUGAAGGCCGUGCGUGGAAUGGCAGUGCUGAUGCCCUGUUAAGGAUGGAUAAGGAGGACCUCGGCAUGGGGUCUCGAGGAGGUCAUUCGGGCAUCCCAGUCCACUUCAGUGGUGCCACCAGCAGGGCUCUUGGUCACAGUGAGUCCUUGGCCGGUGUGGAUAGCAGCCCGGGUUUCAGAGCCCUGCCCAGAGUCGGUCUGCCUCUUCCCUGCCAGACUUUCCCUGCCUGUCGCAAUGGAGAAGUGGGGCGGCUGGGCCGCUCCUCCUCUGCUGCUGGAGUGAGACAGGUGGGUGGAGGAGAUGUCCAGAGACAGAGCAGCCUACCAGCACGAGAAGCCCUGAAUCAGCUGCAUGGUCUGGCCCAGUCUCAAGCGCCCUGCAGUCCCAGCAGUCCCAGUGUGUCUCGGCAGCAGCAGCAGCUUCAGCUCCACCAGCAGCAGUUACAGUUAAAGCAGCAGCUCCAGCAGCUUCAGCAACAGCACCACCUGCAGUUGCAGUUCCAGCAGCUCGCCCAGCUGGCACAGGGACAGCCUCCUGUCAGCGGGGGCACCACCCCAUCCGCAGCGCAGACCCAGAGAGACGGCAAGCUGCUGGAAGUCAUCGAGCGUAAACGCUGCCUGUGCAAAGAGAUCAAGGCCCACAGGCGCCCUGACAAAAGCCUGUGCAAGCAGGACAGCAUGCCCAUCCUCCCUAGCUGGAGACGGACUCCUGAACCUCGUAAGACUGGCACGCCACCCUGCCAGAGGCCGCAGGCCGUCGUGUGGGACACGGCUAUCUGAGGUGGAAAGACAGGCCAGCAAGUACAGCACUGAAGAGAGACUAAACCCACAGAGGAGUUGGAGAUGGUUGGACAGUUAAUACGAGAUGGGAGUAAACAUGGGUUUAGUACUAAAAUUUGCUCUUUUUGUGUGAUAAACUGAUCUGAGAACAGUAAAGAAGGUUAUUGGAGACAUUGAACUUGUUUGUGGAAAAAAAACAAAAAACAGGUUGAUAAAAGAGGUGAAGAAGAAAAAGUGUUACAAUCAGACUAAAUUAAUCUCGUACCCGGGUGAUUUGUACUUGCUCUGUACUAUGUCCUUUUUGAUGUGUUCUAAUUGCCAAUGAUUUUUUGCCACAAAACGCCAGUAUUAUUGCUACAAAAUGAAAACACCAACUUAACAAUAAUGGGUGGGAUGUUUUCUGAUAUUGGUGUUGCCAAACUUCCUCCUGACUACUUGAGACAUAAAGGAAUCAUGUAUUUUCUCCAACACUCAGUUGUCCAACAAGCCUAGAAACUACUCUGUGGAUGAGAAAAGGCAAGACUCAUUGCUAAGUUAUUGAAGUGUUUCUUGAAGUCGUGAAUGCAUAUGAGAUGUCUUGGUAUCAAUAGAUUGUCAUUGUGGAUGCAAAUAAUCAUCACUGGGGAGUAAAAGCUACCUACUGUAUCUGUUUGCAUAUUUGUAAUGUAAAUCUAUUUACUUUCUCAACGUUUCUGCAAUUUUAUAGCAAUAUGCUCCCAAUGCUGGAGCAACAUAAUUAAAACUUGUGUCAACUAGCCUAACAUACAUAUCUAAGACUUAAAUAAGUCAUAUUUACUGUG